Messenger RNA from Lactuca saligna, 948 nucleotides. NCBI's taxonomy places the organism in Eukaryota, Viridiplantae, Streptophyta, Magnoliopsida, Asterales, Asteraceae. The record is from the annotation of a GenBank genome assembly.
AUGAACCCUGAUUAUGAGCAGUCACAAGUGUUAGAUGUUGAUGAAGGCCAACAUUACUCAAAGAGUAUUGUACCAUUUAUAAGGUCACAAGGCAAACAAAGUCAUGUCAUUCAAAAGGAAGUGGUGAAUCAUGAAAUUGAAACUCAAGAAGAAGUGAUCACUAGUGCAGUUGAAACUGAAGAACCAUUGGGAACUUACCAUGUACAGGAACCAAGUUGCCAAGCUAAUGAUGGAGCUAAUACUGCAACAGUUGAUGAUUAUGAACCAUUUAUAGAGGAUUACUCACUUUAUGUUGAUUAUGAUGCUGAGUUUAAUGUUGAAACUUCAUUUGAAAAACAACCAGAAGUGGAUUAUCUAGAGGGUAUGGUGAGUGAUGAUAGUGGAGAAGCUUUCUACUCUGAGAGUGGCCAUGGUUCUGAUUCUGAGGAUAGUGGAGAUGAUUCUGAUGACAGUGAAUACAAUGUGGAUGAGUCUAACAUACAAUUUGAUGUAGAUGUAGACAUGAGUGAAUUCCAUAAUGUUGUUGAUGUAGAUGAACAUGGAAUCUUGAACAAUCAUUCAAAAGAUGAAGGGAUUGACAUGGUUGAUGAUGAGUUUGAAGUUAUUGCCACUGAUGAUUAUCAAUUUGUAGGAUUUCAUGAAGAUGAUAGGAAGAGACUGCUAAAAGAGUUGAGUAAGUCAAGUACAUGCUCACAUGGAGAGGUUCAUGUUAAACCAUUUCAGAUUGGCCAGGUCUUCAAAACCAAGAUUGAUGUUAAAAACUACAUGAACUCACAUGCUGUAGCAACAAGGAGGUCUUUAUACCUAGCCAAAAAUGACAAAAUCCGGAUUAGGGUGAAAUGUAAAGGUGUUGUAAGUAAGCCUUCUACAGGAGUUGAUGGUGGUGGGCCCUCAACUAGAAGUAGGGCAAAGUGCAAGGGUAAAGAUGUAAUUGCCAAUAAAGGAUGA